Messenger RNA from Prorocentrum cordatum, 3307 nucleotides. The record is from the annotation of a GenBank genome assembly. Lineage: Eukaryota; Dinophyceae; Prorocentrales; Prorocentraceae.
GCGCUGCGCCUCGGCCUCCCCUACGACGCAGGGGGGGGCCCCGUGGGCUAUGAAGCCUCCCGCGUGUCCCUCCCGGCAGCUGGGUCUGCCCCGACUCCGCUCGCUCGGCUCUGGGGAUCCGGCGGGGAAAGCACUGUUGCACGCUUUGCUGAGUCGCAAGUUUUGCCCACCGACGUGGCUCGAACGAAAUUAAAGGACUCGGGCCCCCUUCGGCCCUACGGUGACCCUCGCCUCCACUCCCCCUCUCUGCACGGCGAAUUCAUUCAGCGAUUGGUCGAGGCUGGCGUAGUCGAGUUGACGCUCGAGCGAGCUACCGAGGUGGUGGAUUGCUUCUUUGUAAAGAAGGGGGGCGGCAAGCAGCGCCUGGUCGUCGACUGUCGACGGUCUAAUCAGCAUUUCGAGCCGCCCGCCCCUGUCAGCUUAGUGUCUGGCGAUACCCUCGCCCAGGUGCAUGACGACGAAUCUUUCGGUCAGCCCGUGUUUAUCGGCCAGGUCGAUAUAAAAGACGCUUUCUAUCACAUGGAGCUCCCGGAGGGGCUCCGCCAGUUUUUCGGGCUGCGUAAAAUUCGGGCCUCGUGGGCGGGCAUCUCUCAUGUCCAGGGCGUCCGGGUGUCCCCGGGGACCUGGGUCACCCCUCGGAUGCGAGCCCUGCCCAUGGGCUGGCCCUGGGCCCUCUGGUGGUGCCAGGCGAUCCACGAGCGGGCGGCCGAGGAGGGAGGAUCCCCUGCUGCAGCCCGGCUCGCGGACGGGGACUUGGAGCGCCUCCUGGGCCAUCUGUGCUUCAUCGGCCUGUGUAGGCGAGAGUCGCUCAGCGUCUUCAAAUAUUGUUACAGGUUCUGUGAGGAGCUCGACAUCUGGGACCGUAUCGCCCCGCUCAUCUGGGUCAACACUUCAGCGGGUACCUGUCCGGACGUCGUCGUGGUGGACGCGUCGCCGUGGGGCCUUGGGGCCGUUCGGGGACGACCUCCGGUGGCCCUGGUCAAGGAGGCCUGCCGUCACUCGGAGCGAGCUGGGGCUCGGGAGGCGGCCCGGGAGGGGCGGCCACCCCGUGAGCGCGCUUUCGCCGCGGCCGCUGCACAGCUGCACGGGGGUGAAGGGGAGGCCGACAGGCGGAUCCUGAUGGAGCUCGUGCGGCCCCAGUCUCGACACGACCGACCCGAGAGCGAGUUCGACCGCCGGCACCGGAAGCCGUUCGAGGACGUCCCCUUGGACCUCUUGAGGGCCCCCUGGAGGGUGUGCGGGAGGCAGAGGUGGAAACGGCCCUCGACGUCUAUGCCGGCCCUGGAAGCGGAGGCGCUUUUGUACGGGGUUCGCCACCUCCUGAGGUCCGUCGCCAACUUGGGCUCGAGGCUGCUCGUGAUAGGGGACUCGAUCUCCGCCUCCCUGGCCGCCACGAAGGGGCGGUCCUCCUCCGAUGGCAUGCUCUCGGUGACCCGCCGACUGGGCGCCCUGCUGUUGGGGACCGGCAGCCUCCUGCGGUCGCGCUGGAUCGCGUCGGAGCUCAACCCUGCGGACGGGCCGUCGCGCGGCCGUCCGGCGCCGAGCGACCCGCUUGCCGGCCUGCGGCGCGAGCUCGCGGCCGCCGCCGACGAGGGCCGCGAUGCUGGCGCGCGGCAGGUCCGACAGGCCCAGAUGAGUUUGCUUCGGAGGGCCUCGGUGUCGGCGAAGACGCAGGCCCAGUACUCUCUCUACCUGGCCGCCCUGCGCAGGUUCUGCAACUCCCGCGGGGACCACCCGAUCACCGAGGAGGAGUGGGACAACGCCACCGCGGGCUUGAUGGAGAUCAUGUUCAUGGAGGGCGGCUCGUUGAGCGCGGGCGAGAAGCUCCUGGCGUCGGCGCAGUGGGCCGAGCCCCGCCUCGGCAGGCUGGGGGGCGGGCGGAUGCCCAUCUGUCGGCAGUGCCUGCGAGGCUGGCGCCGUGCUGCCCCGGCGGGGGACCGCCUGCCCCUGCCCUAUGACGUGGUGGCGCUGCUGGCGUGCUGGAUGAUCUGCCAGGGGCUGAGACCCCACGCGCUGGCGAUCCUCAUGAUGAUGGAGCUGUACUUGCGCCCGGGAGAGCCAUUCCUGCUACGGGGCCGCGACGUGGCGGCGGGGGCCUUCAGCGGAGCCCGCGAGUGGACCCCCACAUCGGUCCUCCUCCACCCGUUCGAGAUGCGGACCCCGUCCAAGAGCCAGGAGUUCGACCAGACGAUCGUCCUCGACCUCGACCGGCAGGCGGCGCUCGCGGACGCCCUGGUGCAGCUGGGGCUGGAGCGCAGCGAGGGGCCCUUGCUGGAUGUGUCGCCCAGCGCCCUGCGCCGGGCCCUGGACGAGGCCGCGGCAGCCUGGCGCCUGGGGCCCCUCGGGCCGCUCGACGCCUACCGCUUCCGGCACGCGGGGGCGAGCGUCGACUUCGCGACCGGCGCCCGGCGGCUGGAGGAGAUCCAGCGCCGCGGGCGGUGGCGGUCCGCUCGGAGCCUCCGCCGCUACGAGCACGGGGGGCGACUGGCCGACCUCCUGCGCCGCCUGCCGCCCGACGUGCAGCGGGCGGCGGAUGCCAUCUUUGGGCCGCUGAGGGCGCCGACCAUCGCCGUGUUCCUCGAGCUGUUCGCGGGCUCGGGCCACCUGUCCGACGCCGUGGAACGGGGAAAUGUCCCCACCUUGCGUUGGGACAUCUUGUACGGCCCCGCCUACGACCUGCGCGACCCCAGGAACGCCCGCCUCAUUCGGGGCUGGAUACGGGCGGGGCUCGUCUGCGGCCUGCAUGCUGGCUUUCCCUGCGAGACCUUCUCGCGGGCACGAGACCGCCCCAACGGCCCCCCGCGGCUCCGGUCCCAGGAGCACGUCUGGGGCCUGCCCAGUCUCCCCGUCGGGGGCGCCGACUUCCAGAAAGUGAAGUGGGGCAACUUGUACGCGCGGCUCACGAUAUCCUUCUGCGUGCUGUGCUGCCAGUGUUUCGUCCCCUGGUCCCUCGAGAACCCCGCGCUGAGCUACGCGUGGCAGCUGCCGCCGAUGCUGUCCCUGCUCCAACGCCGGCAGGUCACGUCCCAGGUGAUCGAGUACUGCCGGUUCGGGGCGCCCUGGAGGAAGAGCACCAAGAUCGUUGCGUUUCUCCUCGACCUGGCGCCCUUGGCCAAGUUCAGGUGUGUGGGGCCCGUCUGCGUCCUCACAGGGCAGAGGCAUCAGGAGCUGUCCGGGAAAGACGCCUCGGGCAGGUUCCGCACCAAGUUGGCGGAAACAUAUCCUCGAAAGCUCUGCAACAUUCUCGCCAGAGCGUAUGCGGAUGAGAAGGCCAGGUCCCGGGCUGGGCAGUUCUCCGCUCUGAUAG